AUGCUAGACACAGCUAGCAAUGGGAACUUCCUCAACCAGGAUGUAGAUGAUGGCUGGCAACUUGUGGAGAACAUAGCUAACUCAAAUGGAAGCUAUGGAGAAGAGUAUGAUCGCACCAACCGGAGCUCGACCCACCACUCGAUCGAGUCAGACGAAAAGUUGAGAAAAGAUGUUAAGGCAUUGAAUGAGAAGUUGGAUAAGCUGAUCCUAGCUCAGUCCACAAUGAAGAAAGUCAACUUUGUGUCUGCUGAGGAGAUGGAACCAGUCCAAGAAGGGGAGGAUACACAAUUUGCUGAGGUGUGCUACAUGAGCAAUGGGCAAGGAGGUUACAACAAAGGAUACUAUAAUUACAAGUCCAACCCUGCCAUGUCAUACCGCAACACUGAUGUUGCUAACCCUCAGGACCAAGUCUAUCCUCAACAACAAGCAGCUCGAUCGAGUCAAGCCACAACAUGGGUAUGGUCAAAAGAACAAUUACCAAGGACCCAAGGGACUUUCCCUGGACAACAAAUGAAUAUCCACCAGGCUUUCCCCACCAACCACCCCAGCCUGCACCUACAAGAGAAUGAGCUCAAAGCAAUGCUAAACAACUACUUCAAGGGCAAGCUGAUGGGGGUUUACUCUCUGGAGAAUCAUGCUUCUUCUGUUGCUGCUGCUACAAAGCAAGGACAACUACCUGGUAAAGCUAUUCAGAACCCCAAGGAACAGUGCAAGGUCAUCUUCACUCAAGAAGGACUUGUUGAAGAAGAGGAUCAAGAAAGGGUCAUUGAAGAUUUUUGUUUACUGCUGAAUGAUGAUGAGAUUGUUGCUGCUGAGGCUCCUGGAGUCCAGAUUGAUCAACCAGAAGUGCAGGCACCUACUGUGGCCAUUCACACUUCACCAGUUGAGCUCGCACAACAAGCUCGAUCGGCAGUCGAAAUCUAG
Messenger RNA from Microthlaspi erraticum, 924 nucleotides. NCBI's taxonomy places the organism in Eukaryota, Viridiplantae, Streptophyta, Magnoliopsida, Brassicales, Brassicaceae. The record is from the annotation of a GenBank genome assembly.